Andrographis paniculata is the source of this 907-nucleotide messenger RNA. RefSeq names its product probable calcium-binding protein CML36. The transcript has a single exon. The coding region runs from base 120 to 770 and encodes 216 amino acids. The record is from RefSeq and is a predicted model, not a curated record. NCBI's taxonomy places the organism in Eukaryota, Viridiplantae, Streptophyta, Magnoliopsida, Lamiales, Acanthaceae. Gene Ontology annotation, molecular function: calcium ion binding.
UCACUAAUGGCUUCCCAUUUCUCCGCCCAUAAAAGCCUCGAUUCCGCCUUUCUUCUCCAACAAUUUGCAAUCUGCAUAAUUCCGCAACAGAGAUUGAAUCGAUACAGAUACUUGUCGCUAUGAAAUUUGCCAGAAUGAUCCGCGGGAAGCUUUUCCGGCCGAAGAAAUCGAGCUCUAUUAUUGAUCCGCCGGAGUCCUUCAGCUCGCAGAUGACGGCAUCCUCCACCGCAUCGGAGGACGGCGGUUUCAAAAAGGUUAACGGUGCAUCGACUCCGACGAGUGUGCUUCCGGCGGAGAUAUCUCCCGACGAGCUGCCGGAGAUCUCAGCCGACGUUUACUUGGAGCUGAAGCAGGCGUUUGAAAUGAUCGAUCGCGACGGCGACGGGAAGAUCCGAAAGGAAGAGCUCGAAGGAUUGCUCCUCCGGCUCGGCGCCGAGCCGAUGAGCAAGGAGGAGCUGAAUUCGAUGCUGAAUGAAGUGGAUAGGGAUGGGGACGGGUGUAUUAGUCUGCAGGAGUUCUACGCUAUCGGCUCCGCCUUCGCGCCGGCGGCCGGCGACGGCGAGCUGAGGGAAACAUUUGACUUCUUCGACUCCGAUCGCGACGGGAAGAUUACGGCGGAGGAGCUUUUUAACGUCUUCCGUACUAUCGGCGACGCCCGGUGCACGUUAGAGGACUGCCGGCGCAUGAUAGGAGGCGUGGAUAGAAAUGGAGAUGGGUUCGUCUGCUUCGCGGACUUCAGCCGUAUGAUGGAGCCGCAGCCACAAGCCUGAAUUUAAUAACUAUAUACAGAUCGUUUUUAAUUAUUAUUAUUAUUAUUAUUCUUUCAAUAAAUAAAUAAAUAAAUCGAAUACUCUUUUGUAUUAGCUUGUAUAUAAAUGAGAAACAAAUCUGCAUUUGUUUGUAAUCA